Molecule: messenger RNA, 7583 nt
Organism: Clupea harengus (Atlantic herring)
Lineage: Eukaryota; Metazoa; Chordata; Actinopteri; Clupeiformes; Clupeidae
Gene: ccdc88b
Product: coiled-coil and HOOK domain protein 88B
Biological process (GO): cytoplasmic microtubule organization; cytoskeleton-dependent intracellular transport
Cellular component (GO): cytoplasm; centrosome
Molecular function (GO): dynein light intermediate chain binding; microtubule binding
Source: RefSeq, a predicted model, not a curated record
UUCCUUCAUAGUCUUACUACGACAGUAUAGCGGACAUGUUUGAAGUGAGUGCAUGUACAGUACAUACUAGUAAUUAUCAGAUGACAGACACAGAGCUAAAGGUGACUAUUAAUGGGAGGGUUACCACUGAGGUCAUAUUGCUGAGGGCUUAGUAGGGCAGGUCUGCGUCCUCUAUUCUAACACCUUAGGAAAUCCCCUUAUCCUGUUGAUGGAAGCUAAUACUCAAACUGCUGAUAAAGCACUCAUGCACAAAGGACUUAUAAAUAGCUACAGGUGAAUAUGUGCAAUGAUCUCUGGGAAAGACUCACUCUAUACCAGUGUAGAGGCCUAAGCCUAAUAAUAUGUAGUUGCGAGCAUGGAUGUUUGGGGUGUUUUUAUUUGUUAUUAUAUUAUAAAUACACACAGAGAGGGCCAAAUGUAACCUUCUGAGACCAUCUCAAAGUCAAAAGUGAAUCUGAAGGUUUCUGAAGUUAGGCUGAAGAGGAUUUUAAAAGAGUUAAAAAGUAAUGUUUGUCAGGAUACAUAGACGAUUUCUCCCAAACCGGUGUUGAACUGUACCAUCGCCUCUAGAUGGCGGUGUUUUUCUAAGAAAGCCUGGUUUGUCAAUGGAAAAGUUUUGGUAACUUAUUACUCUGCCUUACUUUAUCACGUUCUGAAUGCACGAGUGAUAGGUGACUUUUUCAUCAUAAGUCCAUAUUGAAAAAAAGCUCUGUUUUCCUUCAAACUCGUGGGUCAGGCACCGCAUGUGAUGUUGUGUGUGAAACACAUGUCCCGCGGGUGUCAUGUCAGUUCUACAGGAACAGAAUUGAUGCAAUACACUUUGAAAUUCCGGUGUGGUCUUCAAAGUUCUCAGUGACUCAGUGUGACAGAGGAAGAGCAACAGACAGUUAUAUAGAUAUGUGUACCGAUUUUAAAUGUUUUGUAUUUAUUUUAACAAUGAUUAAGUUGACAGUUUACUAUUAAGGGGGACAAUAUGCCGACAACAGAGUUUGGGUAACGUUAGGUUAAUUUAUUUAAUACAUUUUUUUAGCAAAAGAAACACGAGGCACGAAGAUGGACGCACAUUUUACGGAAACGUUAGAAGACUUUAUGGAAAGUGCGCUUGUUAUGUGGGUGUGUCUCUUUGAGAAUAUGGUGGAUGGGGAGCGGACUGACUCUUCACCACACCACUACAUGGAAGUGACCACUAACUCGCAGAAUGCACUCAAAAUAUAUAAGAGACUCACAAAUGGAAUCUUUCUCAAUGAAGUCAUGAGGAUCAUUGACCCAAAUCCCAAAGUGGAGCAGAUCUACCGCAAUGUGAAUGAGGACCAGAUUCAGAGAGUGCAGAAUUUCUCUGUCCUGAACCGGCACCUGCGCUCCUACUACCAGGAGAAUCUACAACAAUUGAUUCUGAUGCCCCUUCCAAAUAUUGCCAUUUUAGGACGAGAUCCUCUCACAGAGGGAGCUGUGGAAGAACUGAGGAGACUGCUUGUGCUGUUACUUGGCUGCGCUGUGCAGUGUGAGAGAAAAGAAACCUUCAUCCAGCAUAUCCAGUCUUUGGACAUUGAAACUCAGACAGCUAUUGCCGUUUGCAUCCAGGAGGUGACCCAGGACCCGCGUGCUGUGCUGCCACUGCAAUAUGCAGAGCUGUGUGGGCUGCAGAUGGAGGAGAUCCAGAGCCUUUUCAGUGUCAUGGCCAAACAGAUCCAGGGCAUGCUGUCUCAGAGAGACACCCACCUGGAGAGGAUUGCAGAGCUGUGUCAGGAGUGUGAGUCCUCUCAGUCACACUCGGCGCCCCCUGCUGGUUUUGGGGAUGGCCCACCAGAAGGACUGGCUGUGCAGCUGGCCGACUGCAAGGCCAAGUUGCGGCGUCUCAAACAGGAGCUGGAAGACAAAGGUGAUCAAUUACUAGACUAUAAGCUGGAGGUUCAAACUCUGGAGAGGGAGCUAAAGAAACUACAGCAAGAGAACCGGACCUUGCAAGGGGAGGCUCGUGUCAGCCGAGCGCUCCGCGAUGAGCUUGACUGUCUGCGGGACCGGGCCGCCAAGGCAGAGCAGCUGCAGACUGAGCUGCAGUCCUGUACACACCGACUGCGCAGCCUCGACCUCUGCCGCACACAGCUGAAGGAGCAGCAGCAAUAUUGCACCACCCUGCAGGAGAACAAGGCUUUGCUAGAUGAGCAGCUGGCUGAUGCCCGGGCGCGAUGCUCUGCUCUACGGGAGCUGGAGAGGGACAAUUUUUUGCUCCGGCAGAAGCUGAUGGAUCUUGAAGGGGAGCGAGACACCGAGAGACAGAGGGUUGAUGAGCUCUUAGAAAUGAACAUGAGCCUGCAGUCGGAACUGAAGCACAGUCCUGUUGUCACCUCUCAUUUCCACCAAUCAGAGAUGUGGAAGAUGGAGUCUGAAGAUGAAGACCAGACUCCAGAACCAGAUUUGAAGCCACUGAGUGUGGAGGUGGACGAGGCCUCCAGCCUGCGGCUGCUGGGCGCUGAGAAUGAGAACGCGGAGCUGAGGAGGCGGCUGGAACUCCUGCAGGCAGAACGGGAGGACAGUGCAGGGGAUAUGAGGGAGGAGCUGGAUCGACUCCGAUGCCUGGAAGAGGAACAUCAGAGCACCCUGAGAGAGUUUCAGAACAUGAAGAAUGAAAACGUCAGCUUGAAAAAAUCUCUUGAACAACUGAAGACAAAACAAGAGCUUAUCAAUACUGAGGAGAAGACGAAAUCCCCAACAGGAGAGAGAACAGCCACCCCGAGAGGAGAGGGGGAAGGAAAGGACACACGAAAAGAGGAGAAGCUGAGAGCGGAUGAAGAAAGAAAAGAGGAUGAGAUAAUCAGAGUGACGAGAGAAGACGGAGAAGGGGAAGAGGUCCUUUAUCAGAAAGAAAAGAAGGAUGAGGAAGGGGUGAUGAAAGUCAAAACUAAAGACAGAGGAGAAGCUGAAGGGGAGAAGGAAAUAGAAAAAGAGAGUGACCUCACCACCCAAAAGGAAAUGAGGGAAGAGGAAGGGACCAGGAAAGAGCAUGAAGCACUCAAACCAGAGAGGAAAGAUGAAGACAAAAAAGAAGUGGAUCACAUACCAAGUAUUGACACCAGCCAUCUCACUGCCCAGCUCCAAGAGGCCCAGGAAGAGACUGACCGGCAGACGGCGAUAUCCCAAGACCUGCGCUCCAAGCUGGGGGAGCAGAGCAAGAAAGCCUGGGAGGCUGAGCAGAGGCUGGUGGUCCUUGAAGCCCAGACUCAGAGGCUCAGAAAAUCUGCAGAGAUGCUGAUCGAUGCCAGGAAACAAAUAGAAGCCCUGCAGAGCGAGUCGCUGCAGGUGGAGGAGGAGCUGACGCGACUGCGCAGCCAGGUGGAGGUGCACAAGAUGGAGGCGACGGUGAUCGCGCAGCUGGAGGGCGAGCGGACGGCGAUGGAGAAGGAGAGGGAGGCGCUGAAGGCCUCGGUGGAGACGCUCAGGGCUGCGGUGCGAAAGAGUGACCAGCUGGAGCUGACCAACCAGACGCUGAAGGCCGAACUCGAGCGCCUGGGCCGUGGCCUGGACUCAGCCCGGCGGCGCGAGGAGGAGCUGGAGGCGGAGCUGCGAGAGUCCAGCCUAGAGGCAGAGUCUGCGGCGCGCGGGCGGGACCAGGCACUGCUGGAGGUGGCGCGGCUGGAGCAGGAGAAGGAGGCCCUCCAGGGCCAGUUGGACAGCCAGCGGCGCGAGCAGCGGCAGCGCGAGAGGGAGGUAGCGCGCCUCCGGCAGCAGCUGGAGAGCACCGCCUCUGCCCUGGAGCACAGCAACCAGAGGGCCUGCAGCCUGGAGGCAGAGCACAGACGGGCUUGCCAGGAGCUUUCCCAUCUGAAAGAGCUCAGCUCGAAACUGCAGGACCUCGAGCGAGAAAUUCAGAGCCUUACUGUGCUAAACACAGAAGGGAAACAACAGAUCAGCUCCCUCACUCAGGAGCUGGCCAAUGAGAAGAUUCGGUCUCAGGAGCUGUCCAAUCAGGCAGAUGAGCUGACCCAGAAGCUGGAGAAGUCGGAGUCCAAUCAGAAAUUGUCCUUGAGCUUCCAAAUGCAGGAGCUGGCCAAUGAGAAGAUUCGGUCUCGGGAGCUGUUCAAACAGGCAGAUGAGCUGACCCAGAAGCUGGAGCAGUCGGACUCCAAUCUCAAACUGGCCAUCGCGUCAGCCCAGAAACAGUCAGAGCAGUCUGCGGUGGAACCAAAGCCAAGUGCCAGGGUGACGGAAGCCUCUGAACCAGACGCCCAGACCUUACCACACGCAGUGGCCCAGCAUGUCUCAGCGCAGAGCAGGCAGCCUAGUGUGGACGUCCCGGAGGUGGGCCCUCAGAUCUCCAGAGAGGCUGAGUUGGCGGGGGGCAGACUGUCCAGAGACCACAGCCCAUGCAGCACAGAGCUGAACGAGAGGUUGAUCGAUGUGGAGAGAGAGAAUGCCUCACUUCAGAAGGAGCGGGAGGCCCUGCAGGCCCAGCUGUCCCAGUGUCAGUCGUCCUGCGCUGGUUUGAAGGAGCAGCUGGACACCUUGCAGCGCCACUCCAUUUCCCUACAGGAGAACUGUGCCAAACUACAGGCCCUCAACACCAAACUACAGGUGGAACAGGCCACCCUGAGUACCCAGCAUGCCUCGGUGGUGGCCCGCUGCAGCGAGAACGAGGCUCGCUGCACCGCCCUGGAAGCGGAGUCGAAGGUGUGGGUGAAGGAGAGGGCGGAGGCCACGCUACGGAUGGAGGCCCUGAGACGAGACCACGACAGAUUGACAGCUCUGCAGGAGCGCCAGGAGGUGGAGCUGGAGGAGCUGCUGGCCAAACACCGCCAAUUAAAAAGCAGCAGCCGCACCCAGGAGGCCCAGUUCAAAGAACUGGAAGCAAGAUAUCAGGAGCUGCUGGAGCGUAAGACGCAGCUGGAGCGCGGAGAGGAGGCCAUACAAGCGGAGCGAGAGAGGAUGGGCAGGAGUGCCCAGGAGCAGAUGGGGAGAGAGAAGGAGCUGGAGAGACUCAGAGCGGACAAUGACAGGUUCCAGGCCCAGCAGAGGGAGUGGGUUCAGGUGCAGUCGGAGCUUCUGGCCCAGGGUUCGGUUCUGCGUUCAGAACUGAACUCAGCCCAGUUGGAGCGCACCCGUCUGGAGGGGGAGCUCAGCACACUCAAGGAGCAGAACCAAAACCUGGACCUCAACUAUAACCGCCUGCAUAGCCAGUACCAGCUUCUGACCCAGCUGAAGGGGAACAUGGAGGAGGAGAACCGGCACCUAGUGGAGCAGAACCUUAGUCUGUCUCAGGAGAACAGAGCUCUAAUGGAGCGGAACCUGGAAAAAAGAGAAGAGCACCACACGCAACAGAGAGAGAACCUAGACAAGCUGAACGAGCUGCGCCGAGAGAAACAGAAGCUGGUGGAGAAGAUUAUGGACCAGUACCGGGUCCUGGAGCCUACCAUGCCCACCCCCACCAAGGCCAAGAAGUCCAAUUGGAUAGCUGACCGGAUGAUGAAGCUGAUAAAGCCGCGUGCUGGCAGAGAGGGCAGAGCUCAGUUUAUCGCUGCCGGGAGCAUCGAGAACCUUGCCGAGACGGGAGACAUCAUACACCACUCACCUCCCCUGCAAGCCUCACCAGACCCUCGCAGUGCACCCGGCUCCCCCAACCCCCUGCGCAGAAUCAAGUCGUCAGAGUCAGAGGAGCCCUCAAAACCUGGGCAGCGUUCGGGCCGCCGCAAGCUGGGGUCCCGUCACGGCUGGGCCUUGGGCAGGGGUGGCCGGGGAGGGAGCAUCUCACAGUCCUUCAGCCCUGGGGAUCAGCGUGGCCACCCCCGCGACCGCUGGCGCAACUCGGAGGCCGUGUGGGAGGCCGAGAGCAGCCCCAGCCCCAGCCGGGACAGCCUGAGCGAGGAGGGCAAGGCUGAGAGUGAGGACAGUCUCAGUAGAGACCUGACCCCAGACCGCCAGAACUUGUCCUCAGGAGCCGAAGAUGCCCUUUCAAACAAUGAGAAAUCCCUGGACUAGGGCAGAUCAGCUGUCAGUAUGCCACCACCGGCCCAAUACAGCCUUUAUGUCAGCUUAAAACAAAUUUACUGAAUGCUGCUUUUUUAAUAUGAUGGGUUUGUGUGGGUCAACAUGAAUGAAAACUUCAUGUUGCGAAUAUGUCUGGAGUGUUUUUUUUACCGCGGUUCUAAAAGAACGUCUGUAUGUGUGUAUUAAAAGCAAUACACGCUUGAUUUGAUUGAGUGUCUUAGUUAGGAUUUGCUGAUUGCAAAAUAUGCAUAUAUCUUUUGCUGGGGUGUACUUGCUGCUUGUAACCAUUGAGGGGCAGUGUGACAAUAGAGUGUCCCAUCAAACUGCUUAGACAAUGACCGUGUCUUUACGGAAGAGAUGUCUACUCUGUAUUUAUAUGUACAGGAUCGCUGAACGGGUCUUUUGGGCUGGACUCGGAGAACUCAGAUGACGUUGUUUGGCCUUGACUGUGGUAAUCUGGAGAAGAGUGCAGGAGCUAAAACAUUUUGGGAGAGGAGUUUUGACAACCCUCCCUAUAGGUGAAUCAUAAUUCAGACACGACAAAUGGGAACGCUAAUACAUCUAAUGAAUUAUGCUGCUGUCAUGGUGUGUCCUCAAUCAAAACACGUCAGCUGGCUAAACCAUUUGUUUAUGAAAGUUUGAUAUACUGAGGGUAAACCAUCAGGACAUGUCAAUCAAUGGACCGGCACAGUGACAAAAAAAACCUCAUAUCUUGCCUGAACAUAGGAAACUUUAAGUUCCUCUAAAUCUUUAAUACAAAGAAUGAAGUCCACUAAAAGUUUACUCAAUAAUUUAUUGGGUUGUCCCCUUUGCUCACAUAUAGCCUGUUCAGAUGGCCAAUAAUGUUUAGCCUAUAAAACCAAUGGAACGUGGAAAAGUGAUCCCCUGUUCCCUUUCCCUCUCUGUACGGUUUCUGAAUUAUUAAGAGCCGUGCGGUCUGAGUGAGGCUCUGCGUGAAGAGCAAAGAUAUCCCUUUGUUCUCUCUAACUGUUUCUUACAACUGCGAUAAACCCCAGUGUGACCUGUCUAUAAAGCAAGGACCAAGAACUUUACAUAAAUGGUCUUAUUCAGUCAUUUUUAUUUCUCCGGCAGAAGAGCGAGGUAGCAGGGCAGUUGAGCUGAUGUGUGCUCACAAAGAUAUUAGCCUUACCCAAACACAGCAGUCUUGAUUUGAGAUAAUGUAUAAUUGCAAUUAUUUAAGUGUGGCCUUGGGACAAUUGCUGAUAUAAGGUGCUCUUGACAAAAACGUCUUAUGUGAUGGAUGGUGAUCGCACUCUUCCUCAUUCCCUUGAACAUGAAGUGACCUCUUGGCCUUCCACAUAAAUGCUCAUGAAUGCUGUUAAGGGCAUGUUCUAUAAUGUGGCGACCGCAAAUAUUUCCUGCAAGGGCCCACACUCAUUCAUCCUCUCUCAUUCUUUCUCCCUCUCACCCUCCCAUCUCUGCUGUCCACCCUCCCUCUCCCUCCUUUUCUGCCUCCCUCCCUCCCUCAUUCUCUCCCUCCCUCUCUUCCCUAGUGUAUUAAAGGCUUUGACGCUCUCAGUAAAAAGCUGAUUUAUUUUGUGGAGAUAUCGAUCGGUCCCUGCAUUAAAGAUUAUAAUUCAUUA